Molecule: messenger RNA, 2356 nt
Organism: Tyto alba (common barn owl)
Lineage: Eukaryota; Metazoa; Chordata; Aves; Strigiformes; Tytonidae
Gene: RSPH1
Product: radial spoke head component 1
Exons: 9
Coding region: 22-972 (316 amino acids)
Biological process (GO): spermatid development; axoneme assembly
Cellular component (GO): motile cilium; nucleus
Source: RefSeq, a predicted model, not a curated record
GGUGACGGCGACGCCGCGGCCAUGUCGGACCUGAGCUCGGAGGAGACCGAGGAGGCCGAGGCCGAUUUAGGGGAGUAUGAAGGUGAACGCAAUGCAGAAGGCGAGCGACACGGACUUGGAAAAGCACGGCUACCCAAUGGUGAUACAUAUGAUGGAGAAUAUGAACGUGGUCUCAGAAGUGGACUGGGGACCUACAGAUUUAAGAAUGGUGCUUACUACACUGGACAAUAUCUGCAAAACAAAAAGCAUGGCCAGGGCAUUUUUUUUUAUCCAGAUGGAUCAAAAUAUGAAGGAGAGUGGGUGAACGACCAGAGACAUGGCUAUGGAGAGUAUACGUAUGCAAAUGGAGACACCUAUACUGGCGAAUGGUUUAACCACAAUAGGCACGGGCAAGGUACAUAUGUCUAUAAAGACACAGGAUCUAAGUAUGUUGGUGGUUGGGUAAAUGGAAACCAGGAAGGAGAAGCUGAACUUGUCCACCUAAACCAUAGAUUUAAGGGAAAGUUUUUGAAUGGAAAUCCUGUAGGUCGUGGCAAAUAUGUCUUUGAUAGUGGAUGUGAACAGCAUGGUGAAUACAUACAAUCAGAGCAGGAUAAAGGAGAGGAAGAGGAAGAGCCCUCAUUACUCAUUGUACCAAAAUGGAAAGCAUCAGAAAUUACCAAAUUAACACUCUGGACUCCCCAUGGGGAAACCCCACCUUCUCCCAGAGAAACCUCCCUAGAGGCAGCAGCAGAAGCAGUGGAAGAAAAAGCAGUAGCAGAAGUAACUGAGGAGAAAACAGUGCCACAAAUUGCAGUCACUGAUGAUGUGUCUGUUGAGGGUGGGGAUGAUGAGCCAUCUCUUCAUGAAGUAUCCAGUGAAGUUUUUAACCCAGCAAGGGAUGGAGGAGGGGAAGAUGAGGGAAGAAGAGAGGAAGAAGAUGACAAAGAUCAAGAGGAUCAAGAUAAACCUCUGACUCACAGCCCUCCCUGAAGACCACAGAGAAGCCUUGCCACUGCCUUCAAGGUUCAGUGCAAAAUCAUCCCUCGCCACACCUGGCCCUCUCAGCUGACAUCAAGUGCAUGACAGGGCAAGAUGCAGUGGAGUAACCAAGCCAUGAUCUUCUCAGCACUGCAGUGGCAUCCUGCUCCCCUGGAGCAAGAAGAGGCAGUGAUGGCACUUUGAGUUUUUACCUUUUUGCGGUGCUGCAUCAAUAGCCACCCAUCUCCCUUCCUUGCAUCCCCUGAUAUCUAAAGAGCUCCUGACUUCACCCUAGGGCAUUUGAUUUUCACUUUAAUAAUACAACGUUGUCAGAGAAACAAGAGCUCAAGCAACUUCACCAGAGCUGGAAAGUCAAAAUGAUUCAUUUCAGGUGCAAGACCAAGCUACCAAAUCUCCACACCCACAGAUAAGGGUGGUUGCCAAACACCUCUCAGACCCAAAGCCUGAAUGUUGGAUGGGGUCUACCCCAUGCCCUGAUGGCUAAUGGCACAUAUGUGGGGAUAUGUCAAGAAGGAUUAGGGAGAUGAAGAGUGAAAAUGAAAAUGUUUUCAGUCAUGCUAAGAGUGAAAAAGAAACUUCAUUUUUUUUCCAUUCAUUGAAAGAAACACUUGUGCUUUUUCAGAGUUAGUUAUCUGAGACGAUAACUAGAAAGGAAAAUUAUAAAGAAAUACAGACUGUGGAAAGGCAUAUUCCUGUUUGUACAUAAAAUUUUAGGUCUAUGUUCCCUUAAUUAAACAAAUCACCAAGAGAAGAACUGGAGACCUUUCAGGUGACCUCUCCGGUUGGUGUGUCACCAUUUAUACAAUUUGGCAUAGAACAGCACAAAGCAAAGCUGUUUUCCUGUGAGUUCCAUCUUAAGAAGUGUUCAGCAGUUAGAGUUGCUCACAUCCCAGUUUUGUCACCAGUACAGUUACACAAGGCGUCUUUCUUUGUCCCAGCAACAGUAAAGCAAUCACUUCAGUUUUCUUCAAAAAGGAAACAUUUAGUCCAUUUGCUAUAUGGAUCACUCAGGAAUUGCUGAAUGGGGAGCUGUUGUGAUAGAAAAUGGAUCCCCCUUUGUAGAAGAAGUAAAUAAAUAGUCAGUGUGGUAUUCAUGCUCGUGAAACUGACAGUGAACAGGAAACCCAGUGGCUUUAGGUAGAUCUGGUCUCCUCUUUGGGUAGGAGAUGGCUUUUUUCAGUCCCAGUUUCUCUGCUUGUCUGAAAAUAUCCAAGUGCAUGAAAAAAAGCAAUUCUUACUGGAUGUAUUUUGGUCUUGGAAAAUGCAACAUUGUCUACUUUAGUGCCUUUAGCAGUGGAAUUUAUAAUAAGGUAGUUCUGUACUUAAUAAAUGUACUCUCAGAAAAGAUUAAAGGAUGCUUUUUUCACUACCAGAA